UUGUGGCUUCCUGAGAUCGACUUCCGGGUCAGAGUCAGAAGGACACAGUAGACGAUGAAGAUCAAAUUAUGAGAAAUAAACGUUGCAAUUAGCCUCUUGUGAUUAAUGUAAGUGUAUUUACUUCUCGCCUAUCGUUUUACAACAGUAGCACUGUGGGUAGAAAUGGCCGGAAGCAGACUGGAGAAGUUUGGAACCGUGUUCACCAGGGUUCGGGAUCUGAUGCGUUCAGGAGUGAUAAAGCCACAUGAGAAGCCCAUCUGGUUCGACGUGUACAUGGCCUUCCCUCCCAAGAGGAACCCGCUGUACGUUAAAAAACAAACCAGGCGCUAUGGCGCUGUGGAGGACGCCGUGCCUGAGAUCUUCUACACCGAGGAUAAAGUGAGAGCGAGAUUCUAUGAGCUUUAUGGGACAGGUUCUCGGCCUCUAGAUCUCUCCAAAUCAAACUUUGUGUCAACAUGUGAAAGGUUUGUUGUAAAGUAUGCGGAGUUAAAGGACUCCAGCGAACUGAGUGACUCUGCGCUGUUUGAGGAGACGGCGAAGGCUUUACUCAAAGAGGGUGUGAUCCUGAGACAGAGAGGAGUUGCUCAGGUGGAUGAACCAAAGGAUCCCGUCCUGAAUCUGAAAUUAAAAGACAUGUUAGCCGAGCAGCAACCAACUGAGAAUCAAACGACUCAAAGCUAGGAGCCAGAAUACGCUGCAGAGAUUACCAGCUGCUCCCGGACCCUCCACUCCAGCGACUGCGUUUUGGCCGUCGUUGCUGCAUGUCAUAUUUGCUCGUUUGAAUAUGACGGACACCAGGAUGAAACAACUUUACUUAAGCUACCAAGUCACGCUCCUGGUUUUUUGAUGCCAGAGAGAUGUUGUCAUUUAAAGGAAACGGUACAAAAGCUGUGCAUUGUUUUAGAUCAAGUCAAAUGGUCUGUUUUCAUGUUGGAAUGAAGAUGGAAAACAACUUUUGGAUUGGUCGUGACUUUAAGUCUUUCUAUUUUCUUUUAAGACACCUUAACAUGUACAUUUUGUUACAGAUUUGAUAAGACUACGUCAAUGUUCCUUGCAGUUAUAUAAAACCUGUAAUUAUUAUGUGAAUUCAACUGAAGUGGAUUCUAAUUGGCAUUAGUUGGACUUGACCUAUGCCUAUGCCAGAAUUACCAUAUUUAAAUUGAAUGCUUGGCAGUUAGUAAUAACAAGUCACCAUUGUUAACAUGUCCACUUAAAUCACUUAAAUAAAGAGUUUUGGAUUGAGAGGUCUUUGUCCUGUUGACCAUUUGAUGGAUAGUAACUGAGACUGUUGUUAUUAUAAUGAAUGCAUUGUUAAAUGUUCUGUGACAAGAACAUGCAAAGCUGCAAAAAAGGGGGAAUUUUAUGAAAAAGCCUGCUGAU
Menidia menidia (Atlantic silverside) is the source of this 1380-nucleotide messenger RNA. The record is from the annotation of a GenBank genome assembly. NCBI's taxonomy places the organism in Eukaryota, Metazoa, Chordata, Actinopteri, Atheriniformes, Atherinopsidae.